UAUAAGGGGAGGAGAGCAUUACGCUGACAGGCUUUUCAUUUUAGUGUUCGUAUUUGACGUGCGCUGUGGGAUUUUGAGGACGGAUAUAAAAAGUGGGUCUUCUUCUCCAUUUCUUCUAGUGUGUGUACCAAGUAUUUGUGCUCAUGUUGAUGGGUUGGUGUUUUUGGAGGACAUGAAAAAGGUCAAGGUUAGGCCUGUGAGAGAGCUGUAUGGUGGUCCUGAGGAGGAGCCGAUAAAGCAUUUGCAGCAGGGUUCAUCCUGCACUGAAGAACAAUUUGAUAGGCAUUUCUCGAGCUGUGAAUUUCAAAUGGGAGAAGAGUCCAGGACAUGCAACUUUUCCAGCAGUACAUUUCAAAAGCCAGAAGAAUGCAGUACGUGCAACGUGUCUGCCACCCCAUGCUCAUCAUCUAUGCAUCUCGAACGAAUGGCAUCAGUAAUGGGCACCAAGGUUGAUGAGUUUUCAGAUGAAGCCUGUAAGAGGAGAGCAGCUUGUGGCAACUCUUCUAGUGAUGUUGACCUGUUAUCUCCUUCGCCGAGUAGUGGAUGCAAUGGUAGACAGCACACCAGCAGUGAAAUAAGCAAUGUUUUUAGUGCAUGUUGUAGUCAUGAUUCAUUCUCUGAAAAUGUAGAAAGUAAAGCUACUUUGAAGUCCACUGAUGUUUCAGAAAACAUUGAGAUGCAUGUGAAGGUAAACACUGGCCCUACUGCUGAAGGAAAACAUGCUUUUCCAAAAGUGCAAAUAAUUUAUCCUCAAAUCUACUCAAAUCAGCUUCAGAAGCAGAAAGAAAUGGAUUGCCUCGGCGAUAAUGUCUUGUGCAUCAGUCGAUCAGACUACGCAAAAAUGAUUGUGGGAGAUCAUCAGGGUGAUGCUAACAUGAAGGAUUUAUUGUGUGCUUCAGCUUCAGUUGAUAGCGUUCCUGCUGUUGAAAAGGCUAUUAAUGAUCAACCUGCCUGCCAUUAUCUGGACCGUAGUAGUCAUUUUGACAAAGUGGACAAUCAUAAUCCUUGGAGGCCAAACUUUGGCAAAGACUCUGCGCAGGCUGUAGCAGAUAUUUCAAGCAAAUCAGAUCAAUCAGAAAUUUCUUCCUUAAGAGAUUUCUGUGCUGGCGCUAGCUUGCUGAAGGGAGAGCCUUCUGACUGCUCUGAGGAGCAGGUGGAAUCAUCAUUAAAAAGAGUCAGAACCUUCAGGGUUAGUAGACAGAUGCAAGAUGUGCAUAACCAUGCUGCAUCAAUGAUAGAUGAUGCUGGCAUGAAUAAUGGAAAUCUGGCGGUUGAAGCUGUAUUAUGUUCAGAUCAAAAGGACCACAUUGGGAAUUCUAGUGCAGUGGUUGUAGAACUCAAUAUGCAGGAGUCUCCUUUGCAAUCCCAGAUUGUUGACUGCAAUGAUAAAUCAAUUACAUUGGAGGAUGAAGUAAGUGUUUGUGAUAUCUGUGGUGAUGUAGGCUGGGAAGAGUCGCUUGCUAUUUGUAGCAAAUGCUACGAUGGCGCUGAACACAUCUAUUGCAUGCGUGUUAAGCUGGACAAAGUUCCUGAAGGCGAUUGGGUGUGUGAAGAAUGCAUGCUUGGGGAGCAGAUGGACAUACGAAAUGAAGAUGAAGUGCCAAAAACUGCUAGAACCUCAAAAGCAUCGUUCAUGAAUAGAAUUGUUAAAAUAUCUACAAUCGCUAGCCCUUUCAGAUUUAAGAGUGGUUUAAAAUUGAACAGAAAGGGUUCAGAUGUUGAGGAAGUCCAAACAAAGAAAGGAGAUUCUUCUUCUCUUUUAUCAGCUAAGAAACAUGCACGAAACUCGGAAGCUGGUCUGGUGACAAAAAGGACUCUUGAAACAAGUGAUAAAUCAUCUAGGGCAUCAAGAACCUUCAGUAGAUCUCUACUUCAUGGGAAGUCUUCAUUUAAGAAUUCAGCAAUGACAGGUGAUAAAUCACCCCAAUUGCAAUCACAAACUCAGUUGCAGCGGGGUUCUCUUUUUAAGUCGAAAUCAUUUAACAUUACGGACUCGAAAGUGAAAGGCCAACUUGCAAAAGGUGUCAAUGUCCAAAAGAAAAUUUUUGCCAGCAUUACUACUGUUGAGGACAGGAGAAAGGAAGGACGUUCCAGAAUACUGUGUAAAUCCUUGUCAUUUGAUAAUGCUAGGUUACACCUUUCAAAUGCUGCCGAUGUAAAGGUUACAAUGCUGUCUCCUAAUUGUUCUCAUCUUGAGGAGUUUAGGAAUUUAGGCCAUACAAAAGAAUGCAAGUCAACUCAAGGGAAGUAUGCGUCUGAAUUACACUCUACAGUAAAUUCACCAGUUGCUAAUUCUGGUAUCUCAUCAUUGAGUGUAAAAGAAAAUGCAUCUCAUGGCGAAACAUUCUCAUCAGUAUCCAACUACCAUGACCUUGAGGCCGUCCAGGGUCAUGAGCUAUCGAAUAAUUCAUUGAACCCAUUUAGUCAUCUGGUGCAGCAAGGCUUAAAAUAUCCAGAUGGGUUUGAUGAUGUGAGCCGGCAUGUUGAACACUCCACAGAAGCAGCUUCUGUUGCAAAAGCAAACCAUUCAAAUACCAUGUUUCCGUCCAAUGAAAUGCCGUACUUGAGAAACUUUCCAUGGUUUACGGCAGCCAUUCCGUCUCUAAUUUCUGCUGUUCCACAGCUUCAUUGCAUAUGGCAAGGCGAAUUUGAAAUGCAGAGAAGUGUAAAACUUCCAAGUUCUUGUAACGGGAUACAAGCGCACCUAUCAACUUGUGCUUCACCUAAAGUUCUUGAAGUAGUUCUCAAGCUUCCUCAAAAAAUUAUAUUUGAGGAAGUACCCCGCCUGAGCAUUUGGCCAACUCAGUUCUCUGAAAAUCAUGCUACAGAAGAUAAUAUUGCACUCUACCUUUUUGCCAAAGACCUUGGAAGCUACGGAAGAAACUACAAGAGCCUGCUGGAAUGCAUGAUUAAGAAUGACUUAGCACUCAAGGGAAAUUUGGAUGGAGUUGAACUGUUAAUUUUCACAUCUAACUUUCUGCCUGAAAAAUCUCAGCGUUGGAAUAAAUUAUUGUUUUUUUGGGGUGUAUUUCGAGGAAGAAGGGUUAGCUGCUCACAAGACAUGCAGAGUUCCAAGAAGAGAGAAGAAAGAGAUGCUAAAAGGCAGGAAACAGAUCUCAAACCUUGUUUUCAAGAAAGUGGAGAAUAUAUUGUAGACCAAGAACGUGAAUGUAAGAGGAUGAAGAGUUGUUUCAGUGUGGCGAAUGGAUGUGAUGGUUCUACAGGCACAAAGUAUUUUGGUGAUAGACUUCCAUCUGGUAUAAAUGGCUUUGCUCCUUCCUUUUCCUUGGGGAAUCUCAGAUGGGGUGGAGUCUAUGAUUUGGCUGCAUCUUCACCAGAGAGGCAAGUACUUCCGACAGAUGAAAGGGAUCGAUCGGAACACGGGGUUCUAAAUCUUGAGCUUUGCUUGGGAGUCGAAAACAAAUCGAACAAGCAGGGAGUCAUGCCUUCCUUUCUUGGUAUCAUGGACAACAAAACUGACCAAGACAAGCAUUUUGAGCCACUGGUUAACAAAAGCAAUAAAGAUAAUGGUGAAGUCUCUUUAUCACUAUCUCUUUCCCUUGCAUUACCUUUCUCCAACAAUUAGCAAGUGUGAAAGCUUGCAAGAACAAAGCAGUUGUUGCAUGAGAGGCAUGCUGUGAAAAAACCUCGCUGUCACUUUCUGGAGGCUUUGCAAGCUCUUAGAUAUAGAAAGAUAUACUGUGAAUAGGAUGAACAAAAAAAAAAAAAAAAAAAAAAAAAAAAAAAACUUUUAAUGUAUACCAGUAGCAUGAUGACGACCCUAAUCUUAUUUAAUAGAAGCCAAUUUUCCAUCUGGUUUAGAAUUUAUGUAAGAUUUCUAAGUUUUUGUUGUUUUGGUUU
Alnus glutinosa is the source of this 3861-nucleotide messenger RNA. RefSeq names its product protein PARALOG OF AIPP2-like. The record is from RefSeq and is a predicted model, not a curated record. The transcript is spliced from 11 exons. The coding region runs from base 173 to 3586 and encodes 1137 amino acids. NCBI's taxonomy places the organism in Eukaryota, Viridiplantae, Streptophyta, Magnoliopsida, Fagales, Betulaceae.